UUCGCCUGGCUGCGAGGUCAUUACACAAUGUCAGUCCAAGCGAAUUAAAGUUUGUUUGUGACGACAGCGUCGCACGCUGCUUCCGUCCAGGCCGGGGAGCGACUUUCCUGAUGUCAUUCCCACGCGGCAGCUUAGGGAAAGCCCAAACGGCGCAUCGUUUAACAAGACCACGUCUAUGGCUCUGUGGGUAAACUAUCGUCCAGACACAGUCCCUCCGCCCGCCGUCAUGUCCUUGAACCCAGAGCCCGCUGCUCCUGAGGAGCGCGAAGCCCAGCAGCUGCCACCCAAGUCGUUUGCGGAUGCCGCGCAAGAAGCGCUCGAGCCUCAAUCACAUGCGAAUGGCACUGACGGUGCUGCUGAGAGCACUGAGCACAGCGUCGACGUCCAGACAGACGGCCCCAAGACCAAUGGUGUUGGUGUCCUCAAGAUAGUCGGUACCGACGGGCACCAGCAGGACGACAAGCAGUCAGCGACCGAGUCGACCAAGGAAUCGUCCAAAGAGUCGUCGAUCAAGGACCAGGAGUCUUACGAAGGCACUGGCAUUGACGAGACACCAAAGAGCCCCAAGGCAAAGACGCAUCGCAGAAAGGGCUCCCGUAGCUCGCUAGGCUCCGUUGGCCGCACAUACGGCGUGUCGAUGAAGGACGAUAUCAAGGCCGCAGCGACCCAUGUCAAGAACGAAGCUACGAACGCAGCGGCUGAGGCCAAGGACGAGGCGACUGUUUUGAAGAAACAGGUAGAUGACAAGCAGGAGACGCUCGAGCGUGAGACGAAGCAGAAGCUGGAUGAUACUUUUCUGCCAGAGACGCCUCGUCUCGUCAAUGGCGAUGCGUUGACGACCGUCAGGCCGCCAAAGGAGGUUGAGAAGGACAGCCGCAUCGACAAACCACUGAAGCGCAGAGACUCAGAGCUCAAGGCAGGUCGACAGGCAGGUGCUGGAUGGGCAAAGAGCAAAAUAAGGUUUGCACCUAUGAACGUCCCCCUGCAGCGCCGACUCCAGACAUGCGCUGUGCUGAUGCACACGCUGAGCAUCGUCGGCUCCCUCGCCAUCUUCUUCUUCCUUUGCAGCAUACCACUCCUCUGGCCCAUCCUCCUGCCCUACACCAUAUACGUCCUAUUCUCCAACGCUGGUACGUCUGGAGAGCUGUCGUUCCGCAGCGAGCGCCUGAGGCGACUGAAGGUCUGGUCGCUCUUUGCCUCGUACUUUCCUGCUCGUCUGCACCGCUCGCAGGAGCUGGAGCCUACUAGGAAGUACAUUUUCGGCUACCACCCGCACGGUAUCAUCUCCCACGGCGCCUUCGCUGCAUUCGCUACUGAAGCUCUGGGUUUCUCCCAGCUGUUCCCUGGCAUCACGAACGCACUGCUCACUCUCGACUCCAACUUCCGCUACCCUCUCUACCGCGAGUAUGCCCUUCGUCUUGGCAUGGCCUCGGUUUCGCGCGAGUCCUGCGAGAACAUCUUGUCGAAGGGAGGACACAACGGCGAAGGCAUGGGUCGCGCCAUCACCAUCGUCGUUGGCGGCGCACGCGAGUCGCUCGAUGCACGACCCGGCGUCGUCCACCUCGUCCUCCGCCGCCGCAAGGGUUUCGUCAAGAUGGCCAUCCGCACCGGCGCCGACCUAGUCCCUGUCCUUGCAUUCGGCGAAAACGACAUUUACGACCAGGUUGACAGCGAGUCGCACCCUCUGCUUCACAAGUUCCAGAUGCUCGUCAAGAAGGUUAUGGGCUUCACUGUCCCCAUCUUCCACGCUCGCGGUAUCUUCAAUUACGAUGUGGGCAUGAUGCCGUACCGAAGGCCGAUCAACAUUGUCGUUGGAAAGCCGAUUAGGGUUGUCCAGGACAAACAUCCCAACCCUGAGUACAUGGACGAGGUGCAUGAGAAGUAUAUCGAGGAGCUGAUGCGCCUGUGGCACGAGCACAAGAAUACUUUUGCUAAACAGAGGACUGGCGAGCUGGAGAUUGUCGAGUAGUGAACCAUUGGAGAGUGGGCGCUUUCUGUACAAGUAUCGUGAGACACGGCCAUACCCUUUUCUUUAUCGUUGUAAGACUGGUAUGUCAGGAUGGUGAAUGACUGUACGCAUUACUAGAUACACCUAAUGCGAGCAACGAAACUGGGUCACGAAUACAUCUCAUUCGAUACG
This is a messenger RNA of Macroventuria anomochaeta, 2140 nucleotides long. RefSeq names its product DAGAT-domain-containing protein. Gene Ontology annotation, molecular function: diacylglycerol O-acyltransferase activity. Gene Ontology annotation, biological process: triglyceride biosynthetic process. Lineage: Eukaryota; Fungi; Ascomycota; Dothideomycetes; Pleosporales; Didymellaceae. The record is from RefSeq and is a predicted model, not a curated record. Gene Ontology annotation, cellular component: endoplasmic reticulum membrane. The coding region runs from base 227 to 1969 and encodes 580 amino acids. The transcript is spliced from 2 exons.